Lolium rigidum is the source of this 3735-nucleotide messenger RNA. RefSeq names its product probable LRR receptor-like serine/threonine-protein kinase At3g47570. The record is from RefSeq and is a predicted model, not a curated record. Lineage: Eukaryota; Viridiplantae; Streptophyta; Magnoliopsida; Poales; Poaceae. Gene Ontology annotation, molecular function: protein binding; protein kinase activity; ATP binding. Gene Ontology annotation, cellular component: plasma membrane. The transcript is spliced from 2 exons. Gene Ontology annotation, biological process: protein phosphorylation; hormone-mediated signaling pathway. Bases 1 to 3351 code for a protein of 1116 amino acids.
AUGCCAGUGUCGAGUGACAUGGCCCCUUCAUACAUUCCGGUCAUACUAAUGGCCACCAGCUUGCUGCUGAUCCCGUUGAUGGCUGUUUCAUCUCCUCCAAGCAACGACACCGACCUCGCUGCGCUGCUGGCUUUCCGAUCCCAGCUAUCCGAUCCUUUGUCCAUCCUGAGGAAUAACUGGACAAGUGAUGUGUCAUUUUGCCGCUGGAUCGGCGUGACAUGCGGACGCCGUCACCACCGCCGCGUCACUGCUUUGGAGCUGCCAAACAUUUCCCUCCAAGGAGAGCUCAGCCCUCACCUCGGUAACCUUUCUUUCCUCCAUGCCCUCAACCUCACCAACACAGCCCUUGCCGGCUCCAUCCCAGCUGAUCUUGGAAGAUUAGCUCGUCUUAGAUAUCUUGAUCUUGGCCACAAUAAUCUAACAAACACAAUCCCUUCUACUGUAGGAAACCUCACAAUGCUCCAAUCUUUGGUCCUUAAUUAUAACCAGCUCUCUGGGAAGAUCCCCAAUGAGGUGCGGAACAUGCGUAGCCUUAGGUACCUCUCUCUGGAAAGAAACUCCAUAAGCGGCCUGAUACCCAAUUUUUCAUUCGACAGCAUGCCUUCACUAAGCCAAAUAUAUAUUCACAACAACAGUCUGUCUGGGUCAGUACCAUCUGGUAUUGGCUCCUUGCCCAUGCUCCAGGUUCUACACUUGAUAUAUAACCAGCUUUCCGGUCAGGUACCUGCUACCAUCUUCAACAAGUCUAGGAUUCUUGACAUGCGUUUCGCGAACAACGACGGUCUAACAGGUCAUAUACCUACUAAUACGAGCUUUAGUCUCCCGAUGUUGCAAAUACUAGAUAUAUAUAACAACAAAUUCGAGGGUCAAAUUCCAUUGGGUCUUGCAGCGUGCCAGCGUCUUCGGGUACUUAGCAUCGCGAAUAAUCUAUUUGUGGAUGUGGUCCCGACAUGGCUGGCUAAACUACCACAACUCACAUGGAUUUCUAUAGGUGACAAUGACCUCGUUGGCCCGAUCCCGGCUGUGCUCAGCAAUCUUACCAUGCUCAGUACGCUUGAUAUUUCAUUUUCCAACCUAAGCGGAGAGAUUCCGGUGGAAUUGGGAAAAAUGAUGCAACUCACAUAUCUGCACCUUGCGGAAAAUCAACUAACAGGUCCCUUUCCUGGUUUUCUUGGAAAUUUAUCAAAAAUGUAUUUCUUAAGUUUAAGUUCGAAUCAGCUGACUGGACCAGUACCAUCGACACUUGGAAACAACAGACUUCUUAUGAUUCUUGAUAUUGGAGAUAAUCAUCUCCAUGGAGAUCUUAGUUUCUUGGCCAGCCUUUGUAAUUGUCGGCAACUCCAAGCCAUUGCCAUAUCAAAUAAUUCUUUCUAUGGGCAUGUCCCCAGCUAUUUUGGCAACCUCUCGACUAGCCUGUUAGACUUUUUAGCAUAUAGCAACCAUUUGGUUGGUGGGCUUCCAGAAACACUAUCAAAUCUUAGUGGUCUUGUUCAGCUAAGCUUUGCCAACAACCAUCUAGCCAAACAAAUACCAGAAUUCAUCAAUAAGUUGGAGAAUCUCCAGGCACUUGAUCUCUCUGGAAAUAGUAUCGUUGGCCCAAUCCCUGAACAAUUUGGUAUGCUAAAUAGUAUUGUGAAGUUAUAUCUCCGGGAUAAUAGAUUAUCUGGCUCCAUACCAGAUAGCAUGAGCAACCUCAGCAUGUUAGAGUAUAUUUCAUUAUCUUAUAACCAUCUAUCUUCGACCAUACCACCAAGCUUGUUUAAUCGUAGUAAACUCAUAGAAUUACAUCUGUCCCAUAACUCCCUUACCGGUACAUUACCUUCUGAUCUUGGUCAUAUGCAAAGUAUGGACUACAUAGAUCUUUCUAGCAACCUCCUGUCUGGUAGCCUCCCAAAUUCAUUUGGACAGGUUGCGAUACCAUUAACUUACCUAAAUCUUUCGCACAACUCAUUCAAGAAUUUAGUCCCAGAUUCUUUUGGCCGCUUAACCAGCUUGGAAGCAUUGGACCUAUCGUCGAACAAUCUAUCUGGAGUAAUACCAAACUACCUCGCCAACUUCACCUACCUUUCUUAUCUGAACCUAUCGUAUAAUAGGUUAGAAGGGCAAAUACCAAAUGGAGGUGUUUUCUUGAACAUCACCUUGCAAUCUUUGGUUGGAAAUGUUGGACUAUGUGGUGCUCCGCGUCUAGGACUGUCACUGUGUAUAGACAAAUCUCAACCGACUUCUGGUCGGCACAUCCUCAAAUUUAUACUCUCAGCUGCCAUCACUGGAGUUGGUGCAUUAGUAGCUUGCUUGUACAUAUUGAUCAAAAAUAAAAAUAAGCAGCAUGCAUAUGUGGCUUCUACUGGCAUGACUGAUCUGAUCGGCCAGAGGUUAGUAUCAUACCACGAAGUUGCUCGUGCCACUGAAAAUUUCAGCGAGGAUAACCUACUUGGAGCUGGAAGUUUUGGAAAAGUUUUUAAGGGACGGCUAGACGAUGGUUUGGUGGUGGCGAUAAAGGUGCUCAAUAUGCAAGUCGAGCAGGCCGUGAGGAGCUUCGACGCUGAAUGUCAAGUGUUGCGGAUGGCUCGGCAUCGCAACCUGAUACAGAUAUUAAAUACCUGUUCCAAUCUGGACUUUAGGGCAUUGCUGCUUCCGUACAUGCCCAAUGGAAGCUUGGAGGCAUACUUGCACACUGAAAACACGGAACCACUAGGAUUCAUCGAGAGACUGGACAUUAUGCUCGGCGUGUCAGAGGCAAUGGAUUAUCUGCACCAUCAUCAUUGUCAAGUUGUCCUACAUUGCGAUCUGAAGCCUAGCAAUGUGCUGUUCGAUGAGAACAUGACGGCGCAUGUUGCUGACUUUGGCAUUGCAAAGUUACUUCUAGGUGAUGAAAACUCCAUGGUUUCAGCAAGUAUGCCCGGGACAGUAGGUUACAUGGCCCCAGAGCUUGCACUCAUGGGAAGGGCGUCGCGAAACAGCGACGUGUUCAGCUUUGGGAUCAUGCUGCUUGAAGUCUUUACAGGGAAGAGGCCCACAGAUCCUAUGUUUGUCGGGGAUUCCAGCCUUAGGAAGUGCGUUUUACAAGCAUUUCCAGCAAAGCUCCUUGAUGUUUUAGAUGAGAAGCUACAUCAGGGUGAACAAAUGAGCCAAGUCUUUCAUCACCAAACAAUUACUACUUCGCCGUCAUCAUCCUCCAUUGCCCACAAUGGCAACUUUCUGGUGUCGACAUUUGAGAUGGGUUUGGAGUGUUCCAGCGGUUCUCCAGACCAGAGGCCGAGCAUGGGCGACGUGGUGAGGAGGCUGAAGAACAUCAAGAAGGAUUACUCUGCUUUCAUGGUUGCAACUCUAAGCGUGCAGCAAAAACAUUGAUAUGGAGCUCUAAAAAAAAAAGAAAAAAAAAUGGUUGUCUGUAGUGCCAUGUAUUGCUGCUUCUUCCACUUCGACUCCUGUUGCAUGAAUCCUGCUGAUCACGGAGGACUGAAUAUGUUGUUCCUUCAAUUCUUCUAGUUUGGAGUUUAUGGUGAUUCCUAAACUUGUGUUGUGGCUUGUAAUAUGAACUGUUAGUAGGUUAGAGGGAAGUAGCGUUAGCAGGUGUUCCAGAUCGAGCACUCUACAGUGGGUUGGUGUUAUGUCCCCGGCGUGCUAUCUCCUUUUGCUUUGUAAGAGCUCAUUAUUUCUGGCAAGCAAUUAAUUGGAAAGGUGUUAGCCCGCUUGGCAAAAAAAUGUAUGUAGUGCGCAAUAGAAUAAAAUGUA